UCAGAUUUUUUUUCUUGAGGAAAAAUUAAAAUCUGAAUAUUGCAUCACUCUUUCUGUUGAUAUAGCCAGAAACGUCUCUCUUCUAUUUCUUGUCUUCAAAAUAUCACACAACAGUGAACACUAGUUCUUUCUCUAUCACCUCUUUUCAACCAAAGCUAUGGUGAAUCUGGGAUUGAUUUCUGGCAAUAAGUCGGUGAAUUCAGUGAAAAUAAGCUUUCGGUUACCGUAUCUUACUCAAUGGGGUCAGAGUUUGUUGGUGUGUGGCUCUGUACCGGUGCUUGGAUCAUGGAAUGUGAAGAAGGGUGUGUUGCUCACUCCCUUUCAUGAAGGGACUGAGCUUGUUUGGAGUGGAAGCAUCACAGUGCCAAAAGGUUUCGAAUGUGAGUACACCUAUUAUGUUGUGGAUGAUAAAAAGAAUAUUGUGAGAUGGGAGAUGGGGAAGAAGCACGAACUGAGGCUCCCCGAAGGUGUUCAGAGUGGCCAGGAGAUUGAGUUCCGUGAUCUUUGGCAGACUGGCUCAGAUGCUCUCCCUUUCAGAAGUGCUUUCAGAGAUGUCAUUUUCCGGCAAAGCUGGGAUUCGAGCAUCACGACAACUGCAGGAGUCAACUGCAUCAAUCUUGAACCAGAAGCGGAAUCCAUUCUCGUCCAAUUCAAAGUUUUCUGCCCCAAUAUUGAGAAAGACACAUCAAUAUACGUGAUAGGUAGCAAUACAAAGUUGGGGCAGUGGAAAGUUGAAAAUGGACUAAAACUCAGCUACGCUGGUGAAUAUGUCUGGCUAGCUGAAUCUGUGAUACAAAGGAGUGAUUUUCCAAUAAGAUAUAGAUAUUGUAAAUAUGGCAGGUCUGGGAAUGCUUCUAUAGAAAACGGUCCAAAUCGAGAAGUCUCCAUUAAUGCCUCAAGAAGAGAGGCAAAAUAUAUUUAUCUUUCGGAUGGCAUGAUACGUGAAACGCCCUGGCGUGGUGCUGGCGUAGCUAUUCCUAUGUUCUCUAUUAGGUCAGAAUCUGAUCUAGGAGUUGGAGAAUUUCUUGACCUUAAAUUACUAGUUGACUGGGCUGUAGCAUCCGGUUUCCAUUUAGUUCAACUUUUACCAAUCAAUGAUACAUCUGUGCAUCAGAUGUGGUGGGAUUCUUAUCCAUACAGCUCACUUUCAGUAUUUGCGCUGCAUCCAUUGUACCUGAGAGUACAGGCACUUUCUAAGAACAUACCAGAGGAGAUCAAGCAAGAGAUUGAGAGCGCAAAACAACAAUUAGACGGGAAGGAUGUUGAUUAUGAAGCUACAAUGGCUACUAAACUCUCAAUUGCUAAGAAAGUUUUCAAUCAAGAGAAAGACUUGAUACUUAAUUCGAGUUCCUUUCAGGAGUUCUUUUCAGAGAAUGAGGGUUGGUUGAAACCCUAUGCUGCCUUCUGUUUCCUGCGAGACUUUUUUGAAACAUCAGAACGAAGUCAAUGGGGCCGUUUUGCUCAUUAUUCAGAAGAUAAGCUAGAGAAACUUGUAUCUAAGGAAAGCCUGCAUUACGAGAUAAUUUGCUUCCACUACUAUGUUCAAUACCAUCUACAUUUACAAUUGUCUGAAGCUUCAGAUUACGCACGAAAGAAGGGCGUGAUCCUAAAGGGAGAUCUUCCCAUUGGAGUUGACAGAAACAGUGUGGAUACUUGGGUGUAUCCAAAUUUGUUCCGAAUGAACACUUCUACUGGGGCUCCUCCUGAUUAUUUUGAUAAAAAUGGUCAGAAUUGGGGCUUUCCUACUUAUAACUGGGAAGAGAUGUCAAAAGACAACUAUGCUUGGUGGCGAGCUCGAUUGACACAGAUGGGAAAAUAUUUCACAGCUUACAGGAUUGAUCACAUAUUGGGAUUCUUCCGAAUCUGGGAACUUCCAGAUCAUGCUAUGACAGGUCUAGUCGGAAAGUUCCGACCAUCUAUUCCUCUAAGUCAGGAAGAACUUGAAAGAGAAGGAAUAUGGGACUUUAAUCGCCUGAGCCGCCCAUACAUUAGGCAGGAAAUUUUACAGGUUUGUAGUCUACCUUUUAUGCUACAGAUGAAUUUACAUAAUGUGUCACUAAUUUAUCUUAAAGACGCUAUCUGGUUUUUUUUUCUAAUAUGUCUUGGAGACGUGCUACGUUAUAAUAUUUUUUUCUCAUUCUCUUUUCAGGAAAAAUUUGGAUCUGCUUGGACAUUUGUUGCAACAACUUUUCUGAACGAAUAUGAAAAGAACUGCUAUGAGUUCAAGGAGGAUAGCAACACAGAGAGAAAAGUUGCUUCCAAACUGAAAACUUCUACGGAAAGUUCUCUCUUGUUGGACAGUGAAGACAAAAUCAGGCGCAGUCUGUUCGAUCUUUUACAGAAUAUAGUUCUAAUACAAGAUCCAGAGAAUCCAAAACAUUUUUAUCCUCGUUUCAACCUUGAAGAUACCUCAAGUUUCCAGGCUUUGGAUGAUCAUAGCAAGAAUGUUCUCAAAAGAUUGUAUUUCGACUAUUAUUUCCAUCGUCAAGAGAAUCUUUGGAGGCAAAAUGCGCUGAAGACUCUACCUGCACUUCUAAAUUCAUCAGAGAUGCUGGCCUGCGGGGAAGAUUUGGGCCUCAUUCCAAAUUGUGUGCAUCCUGUUAUGCAAGAACUCGGUUUAGUUGGAUUGCGUAUUCAACGGAUGCCCAAUGAAUCUGACCUGGAAUUUGGUAUUCCUUCUCAGUACAGCUACAUGACGGUAUGUGCUCCAUCAUGUCAUGACUGUUCCACCUUGCGUGCUUGGUGGGAAGAAGAUGAAGAAAGAAGACAACGAUUUUUCAAGAAUGUGAUGGAGUCUGAUGAGUUGCCACCUGAUCAAUGCGUUCCAGAAGUUGCACAUUUUAUUAUAAGGCAACAUAUUGAAUCCCCAUCGAUGUGGGCGAUUUUCCCUCUCCAGGACUUGCUAGCAUUAAAAGAAGAAUAUACAGCACGCCCCGCAAUAGAAGAGACAAUCAACGACCCUACAAAUCCGAAGCACUAUUGGAGAUACCGUGCGCAUGUGACUCUUGAGUCAUUGAAUAAAGAUAAUGAGCUCAAAACCAUCAUUAAAGAUCUCGUACGUUGGGGUGGAAGAUCAAUUCCUCCAGAGGACUCACAAGUUGAAGCAAGUCCAAUCUCAACAUCAUCAUCAGCAGAUGCUGUUUCAGAAAAGCAACAGUUUGCUGGUAUCAGCGAAAAGAUCAGUCAUCCUUCUGAAUCUAAUGGAGUUCCAUCGAAGGGUCCUUUGGCCGUCCGUUGAUUGUACUUUACUUGUCCUUCAAUUCAGAUUUACAUAACUUUGCUACAAUAAGGAAAACAAUAAGGAUUCAUCCAUGUUAUGCCACUAGUAGUUCCCUAUGCUUCUAUGAUGUUUACUUUAUAAAGAUAAAAUAAAUUUAGAUGUAUAUGUCUAGGCCUAUAUGUGCCUAUAACUUGUAUCUAUUAUAAUAAAAUAUCCAAUUCUCCAUUUUUAUGAAUUGGAAAGUAUGUUUUCUUUUGGGUAACUA
Messenger RNA from Trifolium pratense (red clover), 3485 nucleotides. Its product is annotated as 4-alpha-glucanotransferase DPE2. The coding region runs from base 158 to 3238 and encodes 1026 amino acids. Gene Ontology annotation, biological process: carbohydrate metabolic process. Lineage: Eukaryota; Viridiplantae; Streptophyta; Magnoliopsida; Fabales; Fabaceae. The transcript has 22 exons. Gene Ontology annotation, molecular function: 4-alpha-glucanotransferase activity; starch binding. The record is from RefSeq and is a predicted model, not a curated record.